CCUUGAAAUUGGCGCUUAAUAAUGCAACAAAAUCACAAGAAUCCCAAAAGAUUAAGACCAAGAUGAGCUUCUACUCAAUAACUCAUCUUCUCCCACUCCCACCUCCUCAACCUCAACUCUCACUCUCCACCACCACCUCUCCCAACCCCACCUCUGCCACCACCACCACCGCAAUUUCCACCGAAAAUUCGAAACCCAGUGUUCUAACCAAUAUAGUGGCACUCUCUCUUUCUCUCUCCUUCACUCUUUGUUCUCCAUUACCCUCUUUAGCUCUUCCUUCAUUGAGUUCUAAAUCAUCCCCUUUUCCUUCUCCUACCACUCCCUUUUCUCAGUCCAAAAACUUGCCUAUUGGGUUGGAAAAUGGAAAAAUAAGAGGUUGCCCUUCCAUUAAUCCUGGGUGUGUUACUACCAACCCCAAAUCUUCCAAUUUUGAGUUUCCAUGGCAGAUUCCCUUGGAUUCUACAGAAAAUGCUGUUCAGAAAUUGCAAGAAGCAAUAUUGAGUACACAGAAAAAUGCUGAAAUACGAGUUGUGGAAGACACACCUAAUGGACAAUACCUUCGAGCUGUUGUUGAUGGAGGAUUUGGGCGAGAUGUGAUGGAGUUCCUGGUGAAAGGAGAUGUUGUAGCCUAUCGCUGUAUGGCCACCAAGGUAACGUACAUCUACCCCUUUACCACAGCUUUUGGGGACUCAAAAGGUCAGCAAGAGAGAAUGAAUAAAAUUGUAGAACAGUUAGGUUGGUAUGUUCCCAAUUUGGACUUGAUGGAUUGAAUUCACUGAUCUACUGAAUUUGUCAAAAGAAACAUGCUGAUUGAUUUCAACAUUGAUCCAGCUUCAGCAAAUGUCAUUCUAGUCACUCAUAGUUUACAUAAUUUCUCUGGUUAUAUGUAAUUUUUCAUUUUUACCAGGGAUAGUUGUAAAUCGUGCGAGAUACUAAAAAGUUUAACCUGAUUUCUGUGCAUUGUUUCUCUACCAACCCUUUUGUAUCAUACAACGAAAAAUUAUUUACAUAUUAGUGGAAUCAUACUGGGUAAUUUAAUUGGAUUCUGUUCCAAUUGUGUUGAUUUUGUACAAAUAAUGAUUUGACGCGAAUAUAGUGCCUUCAACUCUCGUUCUAGAUCCUUAGAGCUGUUAAUCUGUGAUCAUUUGGAGAAUGUUAACUUAAUAUUUUGGCCC
Molecule: messenger RNA, 1175 nt
Organism: Chenopodium quinoa (quinoa)
Lineage: Eukaryota; Viridiplantae; Streptophyta; Magnoliopsida; Caryophyllales; Amaranthaceae
Product: thylakoid lumenal 17.9 kDa protein, chloroplastic-like
Exons: 4
Coding region: 63-770 (235 amino acids)
Source: RefSeq, a predicted model, not a curated record